ACGACCAGCGACAAAGACCGUCAAGAUGCCUUCCCACAAGUCUUUCCGCACCAAGCAGAAGCUCGCCAAGGCGCAGAAGCAGAACCGUCCCAUCCCUCAGUGGAUCCGUCUGCGCACCAACAACACCAUCAGAUACAACGCCAAGAGACGUCACUGGCGCAAGACCCGCAUCGGUAUCUAAGCGACUCGCCCACGAUAUCAAGCAGCCAACCUAUUCCCUCGAUGUCGACUCGUUCGUCGUUGGCGACCUGUUUCUGAAAGAAGCCGACUGUUUCGCUCUAGGGCCCGUGUUCCCUUUCUCAACGGAAGGAAGGAAAGGGUCCCCUCUUUUUUUCCAUCAUCGUGGGGGCUUGUGAAUCACGCAGGGAAUGACAAUCAAGAAUCAAAAUAUGGCGCUAGUUCUUUGCUAGGGGAUGCGUAUCACAAAAAACAAAACUUCUGGUUGAUGGAAAUUACAUGAUGA
This is a messenger RNA of Aureobasidium pullulans EXF-150, 463 nucleotides long. RefSeq names its product 60S ribosomal protein-like protein L39. Gene Ontology annotation, biological process: translation. NCBI's taxonomy places the organism in Eukaryota, Fungi, Ascomycota, Dothideomycetes, Dothideales, Saccotheciaceae. Gene Ontology annotation, cellular component: cytosolic large ribosomal subunit; ribosome. The record is from RefSeq and is a predicted model, not a curated record. Bases 26 to 181 code for a protein of 51 amino acids. Gene Ontology annotation, molecular function: structural constituent of ribosome. The transcript is spliced from 3 exons.